This is a messenger RNA of Triticum aestivum (bread wheat), 654 nucleotides long. Its product is annotated as cytosolic sulfotransferase 10-like. The record is from RefSeq and is a predicted model, not a curated record. Gene Ontology annotation, molecular function: sulfotransferase activity. Lineage: Eukaryota; Viridiplantae; Streptophyta; Magnoliopsida; Poales; Poaceae. The transcript is spliced from 2 exons. Bases 1 to 654 code for a protein of 217 amino acids.
AUGGAGGAGGAGGGGAUGCUCAAGGCCCUGCUCCAGGGGCAGUCGCAGACUCGAGGGCUGCGCCGGUGCGGGGUUGAUCAUGUGCAGGGACUGCAAAGCCAGCCGCAAGUGUUUUCUGCAAACCUAGCCUUCGAAGUGGUGUUUUUGUGCAAUUUACUCAAGGAUGUGUUCGUGUCCCUAUGGCAGUUCAUCGGCAAGGUACACACGGAGUACACCAUUGACAGAGCAUUUGAUUCGUUUUCCGAGGGGCUAUUCCCGUACGGGCCUAUCUGGGAGCACAACCUUGGGUUCUGGAAGAAAAGCAUAGCAGCGAGCCACAAAGUUAUUCUCUUGAAGUAUGAGGAGAUGAUGGCCGAACCAGUCAAGCACGUCAAGAUGCUCGCCAAGUUCCUCGGUGUUCCCUUCACCGAGGAGGAGGUGAGAUGUGGGGUUGUAGAGGGUGUAGUGCAGCUGUGUAGCUUCAAUAAGCUCAGGAGCUUACCGGUCAACUCAUCAAGAGUAACUGAUAGGAUUGGUGGGGUGCCAAUGGAGAACGCUUCCUACUUUAGAACUGGGAAGGUUGGUGACUGGGCAAACCACUUGACGGAAGAGAUGUCAAAGAAGCUGGAUGCCAUUGUUGAGGAGAAGCUGAGAGGAUCAGGUAUCACAUUUUGA